This is a messenger RNA of Lasiosphaeria miniovina, 555 nucleotides long. RefSeq names its product 60S ribosomal protein L18. Gene Ontology annotation, molecular function: RNA binding; structural constituent of ribosome. Gene Ontology annotation, biological process: translation. Lineage: Eukaryota; Fungi; Ascomycota; Sordariomycetes; Sordariales; Lasiosphaeriaceae. Bases 1 to 555 code for a protein of 184 amino acids. The record is from RefSeq and is a predicted model, not a curated record. Gene Ontology annotation, cellular component: ribosome; cytosolic large ribosomal subunit. The transcript is spliced from 3 exons.
AUGGGUAUUGAUCUCAACCACCACCACGUGCGGAACACGCACCGCAAGGCGCCCAAGAGCGACAAUGUCUACCUCAAGCUCCUGGUCAAGCUCUACCGCUUCCUGGCCCGCCGCACCGACAGCGCGUUCAACAAGGUGGUGCUCCGCCGCCUGUUCACGAGCCGCAUCAACCGGCCGCCCGUGUCGCUGUCGCGCGUCGCCGCGAACCUGCUCAACGGCAACGAGAAGAAGACGGUCGUCAUUGUCGGCACCGUGACCGACGACAACCGCCUGCUCGUCGUGCCCAAGGCCACCAUCGCCGCCCUGCGCUUCACCGCCACCGCCCGCGCCCGCAUCACCGCCGCCGGCGGCCAAGCCAUCACCCUCGACCAGCUCGCCCUCGAGAAGCCCACGGGCGCCAACACCUUGCUGUUCCGCGGCCCCAAGAACUCCCGCGAGGCCGUCAAGCAUUUCGGCUUCGGCCCCCACAAGCACAAAAAGCCCUACGUGCAGUCCAAGGGCCGCAAGUUCGAGAAGGCCCGUGGCCGCAGAAGGUCGCGCGGCUUCAAGGUGUAA